Molecule: messenger RNA, 1518 nt
Organism: Colletotrichum orchidophilum
Lineage: Eukaryota; Fungi; Ascomycota; Sordariomycetes; Glomerellales; Glomerellaceae
Exons: 1
Coding region: 1-1518 (505 amino acids)
Source: RefSeq, a predicted model, not a curated record
AUGCACAGUUCCACGCCGCUCAAGAUUACCAAGCGCAGAGCCAGGGCGGUGAAUGCAGCGCAGCCGAGCACAGCAUCAUCACCCUUAGCGCCGGCCACGAGGGGGUUGACACCUGAUCAGCCAGUCCGACGAGCCUCAUUCAAUUUCCUUUCGGGGAAUCAAGUCGCAGACCCCAGCUGGACUCCAGCUUCUGGUGGGCCUGAAGAAUCCGAGGUGGACACACCGUCAAAGAAAACCGUCCCCAGAAAUAGGUCAACAUCUGCAGCGUUGUCGAAAACAGCGAGAUCGUCCCGAUCUGAGAAACCCGACGAUCAUGAGCCUCCUUUGGACGAUCCUGGAGACGUGGCCCGGGUUAGGCCGUCAUUUCACACCUCUCACACCUCCCCAAAGCUACACUCCGAAACCGAGAGACGAGGUCAAAGGCCUAUCGCGCCAGGUCGGAGUGUGAGCGAGCCACCUUCAACGCAUGCGAGGCAGUUGAACGGCCCUCAAAUCGACCGCAACAUCGAGUAUUUGAUCAAGGCCGGCCCCGGGUCCAAGGCCCAUCUCCCGGGUUACCUUUAUAUUUUCGUCACCAAGCUGCGGGAAGGCAGCCAGCUGCUUAAAAUCGGCAUUACCAAAGACCACCCAACGGAGCGUGGAAAAAGUAUUCAAAACCAGUGCAAGCACCCGGAAUUCUUCGAACAUCAAGGUGCGAUAGCGCCAAAAUUCUUCUUGAACAGAAUUGCCGAGAGGUUGGUCCACGCAGAGUUGGCCAACUUUCGUCGAUCAUGGACCUGUGCCUGCGAAAAGAAGCAUAAAGAAUACUUUGACGUGAGUGACGAAAUUGCUCUGGAGGUUUGUGGCAGAUGGAGAGCCUUUUGCGAACUGAAACCGUGGGACUCUCAAGGCAGGCUAUUGCCAGAGUGGGAACACAGGCUGCGGCACAGAGUUCGGUUCAGCGACCCAAGACGAGAUUUCGACCCUUGCGAGCUCGCCAGGCACUGGCGAACUUGUGUUUUCCCGGCUCCUCUAGAACAUCUAGCAAACGACGCGCGGGUUCUCUGGAAUCAUGUCUUCCCCAGUCGUUGGCAUAUUGCUGCUGUGGGGGAGGCACUCACAAUGAUCUUCAUCUGGCCGACUUCCUUCUGGACAUCAAUAUGGUGGAAGGUGGUUCUCAUUCUGGUUGUGCUAGAACUUUGUUGUCUCGAUGGCAUGUACACAAAGGAUUCCGUCUCCAGGCUUCUGAGUGGAAGUCUACAACGUUUUAUGCUGUGGAAGCUCUCAGGGGAAUCGGGGAAUCGGCCGACACUGUGGGCCAAGGAGUACCUGCAGGUUGUCUCUUCUGACCAGCAAGUUCAAAAUGAGCAAUCAGAGGACUUUGAUACGGAUAUGCUGGACGAAGCUCCCAGUUACGAUGAUGACGGCGAUAUCAACAAAGACAGCAAAGAUUGUGACAGCGAUAGUGAUGAUGAGAGCAUGGAUGAGGGUGUUUCUCCCUUUCAGAAUCCCGAUAAAAUCUUUGUCGGCACAAGAUGA